Molecule: messenger RNA, 1140 nt
Organism: Colletotrichum phormii
Lineage: Eukaryota; Fungi; Ascomycota; Sordariomycetes; Glomerellales; Glomerellaceae
Product: oxidoreductase family protein
Exons: 1
Coding region: 1-1140 (379 amino acids)
Molecular function (GO): nucleotide binding
Source: RefSeq, a predicted model, not a curated record
AUGUCUGAAUUCAACGAAAUGCCUCAAGCCUGGCGAGUUUACCUCUACGGCGCUGGCUCUAUUGCAUGGCGACAUGGCGUCGCGGCGAGAAGCCUCGGCGGUGAUGUCCAGCUUUUUGCUGGAGACCCCUCCGAAAAUGCUCGACAAGCAUUGCUCGCCAAGUUUCCCGACGCUACUAUUUAUGAAGAUGCCGAGGAAAUGCUUGCCAGUUCACCGGGGCAAGAGCGCGACAUAGUCGUGGUAGCUGUGCCUCCAUUCUUGCAUCACGCAGCAACACUGCGCGCGUUCCGAUCCGGCCGCCACGUUCUCUGCGAAAAGCCGCUGGCAACAUCCGAGAAGGAGAUGGUCGAGAUGCUAGCCGCCAGUGAUGAGGCCAAUCGAGUCUUCGGAGAGUGCAGCUUUCGGUAUCUUGGAAACAAAGCCUUAGACCGCGCGCGUCAUUUGAUCGAGACGGGAGGGAUAGGCUCCAUCUACCACGCCCGUUUCAUCAACCGCCAGCCCAGAGCUCGCGCGGGAGUCGAGUACCAACCGUCGAGCAGAUGGUUUCUGGAGAAAGAGAAGUCUGGCGGGGGCAUCAUAUUCGAUUGGGGCGUCUACGAUAUCACUAUGUUCUUCGACGUCCUCCGUCCUGUUGCUGCCACGGUUAAUCAUGCCUGGUUAGCCACGCCAACUACCGAAGCUGACCCGUCUGGGACAGCGAUCUCUGUCGAGACACACGCUGGCGCGUCCUUGACUUUGACACUUGAGGACGGUACCGUCAUUCCAUUUUACUGGGAGCGAGCCAGCGGUUUUCAUGGGGACGCUCAAGUCGCCCUGAAUAUCGAUGGCACAUCUGGUGGUCUGACGUGGGAAUGGGUUCCGACUUUUGACUACAAGGACGAAGUCGACGAGUUGGAGCAAGGCUUCAGACUGGUGCACUAUGUUGACGGAAACGGCAAAGUCGACGCCAGGGAGGAAAAGUUCCCUGCCUUUGGGUGGGAGGACGCGAACCAACGCCCCUUUCUCUCCUUCGUUGACUUGCUUGAGGGACGCGAUAGCGUUGCUCUGUCCAGGAGCAGGCUCGAAUUCAACUUUGGUGUUGUAUCGGCUAUUUACAAGUGUGCCUCCGAAGGCAAGCCCGUCCAUGUUCUGUUGAAGUAG